CGGAGUCCGGCUGCUGCUCCGGAGCAGCGUGUGGCUGCGAAGGACAGCAGAGUCUAACGGAGCCAUGCCCACGAACUUUACGGUGGUGCCGGUGGAGGCGCGCGCCGACGGCGCCGGGGACGAAGCUGCUGAGCGCACGGAGGAACCCGAGUCCCCCGAGAGCGCGGAUCCUGCCUCCCCUACGCCGGGAGAUGGAAACCCCAGAGAGAAUAGCCCAUUCAUCAAUAAUGUGGAGGUGGAAAGAGAAAGCUACUUCGAGGGGAAGAACAUGGCACUUUUUGAGGAAGAGAUGGACAGCAACCCCAUGGUGUCAUCACUCCUGAACAAGCUAGCCAACUAUACCAACCUGAGCCAGGGUGUGGUGGAGCAUGAGGAGGAUGAGGACAGCCGGAGGCGGGAGAUCAAGGCCCCACGCAUGGGCACCUUCAUCGGAGUCUACCUGCCGUGCCUGCAGAACAUCUUGGGUGUUAUCCUUUUCCUGCGCCUGACCUGGAUUGUGGGGGCAGCUGGCGUUCUGGAGUCCUUCCUCAUCGUGUCCAUGUGCUGCACCUGUACAAUGCUGACAGCCAUCUCCAUGAGUGCCAUCGCUACCAACGGUGUGGUCCCAGCGGGAGGCUCAUACUACAUGAUCUCCCGUUCACUGGGGCCUGAGUUUGGAGGGGCUGUUGGCCUCUGCUUCUACUUGGGUACGACAUUUGCUGGCGCCAUGUACAUCCUGGGUACCAUUGAGAUCUUCCUGACCUACAUCUCUCCAAGUGCGGCCAUCUUCCAGGCAGAGACGGCAGAUGGUGAGGCGGCGGCACUGCUGAACAACAUGCGUGUGUAUGGCAGCUGUGCGCUGGCACUCAUGGCGGUGGUGGUCUUUGUUGGUGUCAAAUAUGUCAACAAGCUGGCACUGGUCUUCUUAGCCUGUGUUGUUCUUUCUAUCCUGGCCAUCUAUGCUGGUGUCAUCAAGACAGCGUUUGCCCCACCUGACAUCCCGGUCUGCCUUCUAGGGAACCGCACUCUGGCAAAUCGCAACUUUGAUACCUGUGCCAAAAUGCAGGUUGUCAGCAAUGGCACAGUAACCACUGCACUUUGGCGCCUCUUCUGCAAUGGCUCCAGCCUGGGUGCUACCUGUGAUGAGUACUUUGCACAGAACAACGUCACUGAGAUCCAGGGCAUCCCUGGUGUGGCCAGUGGUGUCUUCCUAGAUAACCUGUGGAGCACAUACUCGGACAAGGGGGCAUUUGUGGAAAAGAAGGGCGUGUCCUCAGUGCCGGUGUCUGAGGAGAGCCGUCCUGGUGGAUUGCCAUAUGUCCUCACAGACAUCAUGACCUACUUCACCAUGCUAGUUGGCAUCUACUUCCCCUCCGUAACUGGGAUCAUGGCAGGAUCCAACCGCUCUGGGGACCUCAAAGAUGCCCAGAAGUCCAUCCCAACAGGGACCAUUCUGGCCAUUGUGACCACAUCUUUCAUUUAUCUUUCCUGCAUAGUGCUGUUUGGGGCCUGCAUCGAAGGUGUGGUCCUGCGAGAUAAGUUUGGGGAGGCCCUGCAAGGGAACCUGGUCAUUGGCAUGCUGGCCUGGCCAUCUCCCUGGGUCAUCGUGAUUGGCUCCUUCUUCUCCACCUGUGGUGCUGGUCUACAGAGCCUGACAGGGGCACCCCGCCUGCUGCAGGCCAUUGCGCGUGAUGGCAUCAUCCCCUUCCUACAGGUGUUUGGCCAUGGAAAGGCCAACGGGGAGCCCACAUGGGCCCUGCUGCUCACGGCCCUCAUCUGUGAGACUGGUAUCCUCAUCGCCUCCCUGGACAGUGUGGCCCCCAUCCUGUCCAUGUUCUUCCUCAUGUGCUACAUGUUCGUCAAUCUGGCCUGUGCUGUACAGACCCUGCUGCGCACACCCAACUGGCGUCCACGCUUCAAGUUCUAUCAUUGGACGCUCUCCUUCCUUGGGAUGAGUCUCUGCCUCGCACUGAUGUUCAUCUGCUCCUGGUACUAUGCCCUCUUCGCCAUGCUCAUCGCCGGCUGCAUCUACAAGUACAUCGAGUACCGUGGGGCUGAGAAGGAGUGGGGGGAUGGCAUCAGGGGCCUGUCACUGAACGCUGCCCGCUAUGCCUUGCUGCGUGUGGAACAUGGGCCCCCACAUACCAAGAACUGGAGGCCACAGGUGUUGGUGAUGCUGAACCUGGACUCUGAGCAGUGUGUAAAGCACCCCCGCCUGCUGUCCUUUACCUCUCAGCUGAAAGCUGGCAAGGGCCUGACCAUCGUGGGAUCUGUGCUGGAGGGCACCUACUUAGACAAGCAUGUGGAGGCCCAGCGGGCUGAAGAGAAUAUCCGGUCUCUGAUGAGUGCAGAGAAGACGAAAGGCUUCUGCCAACUGGUGGUGUCCUCCAACCUGCGAGAUGGUGCAUCCCACCUGAUCCAGUCAGCUGGCCUUGGUGGCAUGAAACACAACACUGUCCUCAUGGCCUGGCCAGAAGCUUGGAAGCAGUCAGAUAACCCUUUCUCCUGGAAGAACUUUGUGGACACUGUCCGUGACACGACAGCAGCACAUCAGGCAUUGUUGGUGGCCAAGAACAUCGACUUGUUCCCACAGAACCAAGAGCGCUUCAGCGAUGGGAACAUUGACGUGUGGUGGAUCGUGCACGAUGGGGGCAUGCUCAUGCUUCUGCCCUUCCUGCUGCGCCAACACAAGGUGUGGAGAAAGUGCCGGAUGCGCAUCUUCACUGUAGCCCAGGUGGAUGAUAACAGCAUCCAGAUGAAGAAGGACCUGCAGAUGUUCCUGUACCACCUCAGGAUCAGUGCCGAGGUGGAGGUGGUGGAGAUGGUUGAAAAUGACAUUUCCGCAUUCACCUAUGAGAAGACGCUAAUGAUGGAGCAGAGGUCACAGAUGCUGAAACAGAUGCAAUUGUCAAAGAAUGAGCGGGAGAGAGAGGCCCAGCUGAUUCAUGACAGGAACACUGCAUCCCAUACCACAGCAACCGCUAGAACCCCAGCCCCACUAACACCAGACAAAGUCCAGAUGACGUGGACAAAAGAGAAACUCAUUGCAGAGAAACACAGGACCAAGGACACCGGCACGUCAGGCUUCAAAGACCUCUUCAGCCUAAAGCCGGACCAGUCCAACGUCAGGAGGAUGCAUACAGCUGUGAAGCUCAAUGGUGUAGUUCUCAACAAGUCCCAAGAUGCCCAACUGGUCCUACUGAAUAUGCCAGGCCCCCCAAAAAAUCGCCAGGGGGACGAGAACUACAUGGAGUUUCUUGAGGUCUUGACCGAAGGGCUGAACAGGGUCCUCCUGGUCAGGGGUGGCGGCCGGGAAGUCAUCACCAUCUACUCCUAACAACUGCAACCUGGACACACCUGGAUGGGGUCAGGACUGUGCAAGCUGCCUGUGGCCACGCUGGGGUUCACCAGCAUGCCACUGACUGAUGGCCACUGCCCUGGCACUUGUUGCCUGGCCUACCAAGACGUUGCAGUGAUUCUGGUCACCCUGACACACAUGGCUUCCCACAGACAUUGACACCCACUAGGCUUUCUCCGAGCAGAAGAUGCUACAUGGGGGGAGUAUCUACAGCUGUUCUGACAGGAAUGGCUCCUUGAUGUUGUUGUGGGCCAUGGUAGGUAUACCCAGGUGAUCUGGGGCAGCUCUUCCUACUACUGGCAGGGCCUCACCUCCAGACAUUAGGAUCACCUUCCUACAGAUGACUGUCCAGCAUUUUGUGGCAGUUACAUUUUACUUCUACUGUGUACAGAGAAAAGUACAGAGGCGCCUCUGUACUCUUCACGAACCUGACAGAUGAACCAGAACACGUGAACAAGCACAGUUACUUGGGGCUGGAAUGUCACUGAGCUGUUCCCCGUUGGCUUCUUUGUCCCUUUGAGUAUCCUUGCUGUGCUUUCUGUAUAGUAAGCACACCGAGGACUGUCCAUCCUCACCUCCUCACCCCCUCCCCACACUCCUCAGACUUGGCUCAGGGUACCACUGGAAAGUGAGAUCAUGUUUACAGGGUAGGAGUGGGUCAUUAUUUGCGCUGGUGGUACCUGCCAGCUGUGUUCCCAUUUGAGUUGAUGCCCUAGGAGCUCCUGCAGAGAGAACCUUUGCUCUGCAGGACUAUCUGCAGCUAGCCUGAUUUCUCUUCUCAUGGGAACUCAGCCACUUUUAUUUCAUAAGCACUGAGCUGGGAACCUCAAGCAGGUGACUACAGAGAGCCACAGUGUAACAAACAAACGGCAGGAACACUGAGAAUUCUGCACAUAGCCCAUGACAGCAGGCACCUUCUGGAGUGCGAACCAUGAUGGGUCUCAGCUUUGCACAUGACAUGCCGUCCCUUCCCUCACCCUCCUGGAGAGAAAAACCAGGCCCAGCCCAACACUCUCAGCAUCAGCAGCCACAGCCCUGGGUCUUUCUGGCUGAGUCUUGUCUCCUGCCAUAGAGCCUUACUCAGCUGGGCCCAUAGGCACCUCUGCACUUUUCAAGAACCUGACAAAUGAUUUGCACUUUACCCUUGGACAUUCUGCUCUGUAGGUCAUGGUUUGUUCACAGACUGCAGGUGACAGCAGUGAUGCGUUCCUCACAUUCUAUAUUGCAUAUUUAUUUAUUUAACCCUCCCUGGGGAAGCUUGAGAGAGAUACCCUCUGUGUGGAUGGCCCGUGGUGCCAGCCUGUGGGCUUCUCUGGCUUUCUCCGAGAGAAACAGCUCCGUCCACAUUCACGAUGUUCCAGUUAGGGUAGAGGCCAAGUUUGCACCUGCACAAGUUCCUCAGACUUUGUUAAGCAGCCAGAGGUAAGCUUGCCAGAGUAGCUGCUGUCCAGUAUGUGUUUCCGUUAGCAUUGUGAUUUCCACACCUGCUUUUGACUCAGCUCUGAACUUGGCUCAGGCUCCUCAGCCCUCAGUGUCUAGAGCAGAGCAGAUGGGGCGUCUCUCCCAGCUGUUAGGAAUGCCCUGGGCAGCUGGCCUUUCUGGGUCACUGCUUACAAGAGCUGCCUGUCAAGAGUCUCUGGGCUCCCUUUCUGUUGCAAACUCCGUGUUCCUGGUAACUGUGGCGGUUCAGAUCAGUUUCAUGUUUUUCCUUUUUUAUAGGCUUUUGUCUUUGUAUGACUUUGUUAGUAGAAGAGUAAAAUUCUAUGAAAUAUAAAUGUUUAAGGAA
Molecule: messenger RNA, 5123 nt
Organism: Grammomys surdaster
Lineage: Eukaryota; Metazoa; Chordata; Mammalia; Rodentia; Muridae
Gene: Slc12a7
Product: solute carrier family 12 member 7
Exons: 24
Coding region: 65-3316 (1083 amino acids)
Biological process (GO): chloride ion homeostasis; chemical synaptic transmission; cell volume homeostasis
Cellular component (GO): membrane
Molecular function (GO): potassium:chloride symporter activity
Source: RefSeq, a predicted model, not a curated record